Molecule: messenger RNA, 569 nt
Organism: Asparagus officinalis (garden asparagus)
Lineage: Eukaryota; Viridiplantae; Streptophyta; Magnoliopsida; Asparagales; Asparagaceae
Product: serine/threonine-protein phosphatase 7 long form homolog
Exons: 5
Coding region: 36-569 (177 amino acids)
Biological process (GO): meristem maintenance; meristem development
Source: RefSeq, a predicted model, not a curated record
AAAUUUUGGUUGACCAACAUGCACGUGCAUACAUUAUGCACAUGAUUGGUACUAUAUUAUUUCCAGAUUCAAGUAAAGAUAAAGUGCAUGCGAGGUGGUUACCACUCCUCGAGGACUUGGACGUAUGUGGUACAAAAUCGUGGGGUAGUGCUGUUUUGGCGUAUUUAUAUAGAGAGAUGUCAAAAGUGGCACUUAUACAAAACAGUGAGCUUAAAGGGUGUCUAAGCUUAUUGCAAGUAUGGGCAUGGGAGAGACUUCAUUUGAAGCCGAGACUAUGCACGCAUUUACAAUUAGAUGGACAAAUUCCACUGGGAUGCAGAUGGAAUGUCGAAAAAUGCUAUGACGAGACCCCGGCUAGACAAUUGGAUUUCUACCGGAAUGAGCUUGACCGUAUGAAGAUUUUUCAGAUGGAAUGGGAGCCCUACACCCAAUUUCUACCUCAGCUACCCCCAAUAUGCACAGAAUACCAAGUUGUAUGGAGAGCUAGAGUUCCUCUUAUAUGUUUGGAGAUAGUAGAAAUGCAUGUACCGGACCGCAGAGGAAGGCAAAGAAAGGAGGCCAACAAAUAA